AUGGAAUUGGUGCGCUAUUCGAAAUGCCCCGUCCCGUGCGAUGAAGACGGAAUGUGCUAUGGUCUAAAGGGGUACUCAUUCCCUGUCAUCUGUUCCAACCUCGAAUCGAACUUUCUCGCUGUCGCCACUAACUACUCGCCCUCGUCGUCCGACCUGGUAUUCGUCGUCGCGUUCGUGCUUCUUGUCGCCUACCUCCUGCGC
Molecule: messenger RNA, 201 nt
Organism: Mesorhabditis spiculigera
Lineage: Eukaryota; Metazoa; Nematoda; Chromadorea; Rhabditida; Rhabditidae
Source: the annotation of a GenBank genome assembly